Messenger RNA from Dermacentor silvarum, 1848 nucleotides. RefSeq lists its product as uncharacterized. Gene Ontology annotation, molecular function: CoA-ligase activity. The coding region runs from base 142 to 1746 and encodes 534 amino acids. The record is from RefSeq and is a predicted model, not a curated record. The transcript is spliced from 10 exons. Lineage: Eukaryota; Metazoa; Arthropoda; Arachnida; Ixodida; Ixodidae.
ACCAUUUCAGCAAAUGGUGAUCUAGUUCGCCGAGAACAAAGAACAGACACCAAAAGCCACCUUCAAGAUGACCAAAACGACGAAACUCUAAAAUGGAAGGCCCCAAUACGCGAUAAGACCGUACACUCUCCUUACCUGGAAAUGCCUGUUCUACGCGUGCCUAUACAUGUCGCCGUGCGUGACGCUCUACGAAAGAUAGGACCACAGAUUGUCAUGAUGGAUGGAAACGUGAGCAUCACUGCUGUUCAGCUUCUUGACAAAAUUCAGACUUACGCGGCAGCAUUUCGCUCAUAUGGAGUGAAGACGGGAGACCGCAUUUGCUGUCAUUUUGCCAACGGCAUUGAGCCCUUUGCAGCACUCUACGGUGUCAUAUUCUCCGGAGCGGUUGCUGUACUUGCGGAGGAUGAGCUCACGAAAAAUGAAGUGCUCUUUUGCGCAAAGGAGGCCAAAGCCGAAUAUGUGCUCACUGACAAAGCAAAAGCUGAGAAGUUCGAGGAAAUCAGGCAAACUCUCAAGAUGUGCUUUGUCGUGGGCGGUGAUGUUCCCGGAUUCCAGUCAAUCUCCGAGUUUGAAGCUACGAAAGAAAAUACCUUGCAAGACGUUCACUACACGGGAACAACCGAAGUUUGGCCUGCUGCCAUUUGUUUUUCUUCGGGCACAACAGGAACACCCAAGCAAAUACUCAUUACGCACUACAUGUUUGUUUCUACUAUUACCACUUUCAGGGGAUGUCAACUGCUACAGUCCGGAGAGCGUUACGUCAACUUAGAUACCAUGGCACAUGUAUUCGGUUUUUUCUUCGCCAUGUACGGUGCUUGUCUUGGAGCGACGAUGGUUGUGACACCGACCACCCCAGAAUCGGGACAUUUCAUCGACAUUGUAAACAAACACAAGGUUCAAGUUAUUUGCUUUUUCCCGACGCUGCUAUCACGGAUAUCCCGAGACCUGGAGGCCACGGGGCGUCAACUGGUGUCUGUAAGAAAGGUGCUGUGCACGGGAGGGCCCAUCCCUAGAAUCGUCGCCGAGCGGAUUAUCCGCCAGCUACAUCCCACGGAGUUCAAGAACUUCCUCGGUUGUACGGAGGGAUUCGCACCAUACUGCGUGCCUCCUCCGGGUGAAAUGAACUACGAAUGCGUGGGAUUUCCAACACCCAACGUCCAGAUAAUGGUCGCUGACCUUAGCACACACGUAGCAGUGGGACCGGGAGAACGAGGUGAGAUUUGGGUGAAAACUCCCAGUGCCACACCUGGUUACCUGAGCCAGGACGGCCAGCUUGAAGGCGUAGUGGAUCAGCAAGGCUGGCUACACACCGGCGACAUUGGAUACUACAACGAAGACGGAAAAUUUUUCGUCAUUGAUCGGCUCAAGAACAUUAUCAAAUGCCACGACUACAACGUGGCUCCAGGAGAUGUGGAAAAUAUCCUUCUCAGACACCCAGCGGUUCUCGAAGCGUGCGUCGUAGGCAUUCCUGACGAAAUAGUAGGCGAAGCACCCACAGCGUUUGUUGUGAGCAAGAAAAGCGCACUUGGUGAUCCACUAGUCACGGAAGAGGAACUGGUGGAUCUUGUGGCCAGCCAGACAACGUAUUACAAACACUUAUACGGUGGAGUCGUGUUUCUGGACGAGCUGCCUAGGACAGGCAAUGGUAAAACAAGCGUGAAGAAGUUGCGGCUCUUGAAACAGUCUACAAAAGAAGCGGUGAAAUCGAGAAAAGAUGGUCAGAAUGUAAUAAAUAUCGAUCAAUAAAUCUAAAAGGGCUGUCAUUUAGAACGCCGAAUCCCUCAUUUGUGCUGACUAACCGAUUAUGCUAAGUGCCUAAUGAUUUGUAUAUUUCCGUGUCAUGUUCAC